Molecule: messenger RNA, 12767 nt
Organism: Myotis davidii
Lineage: Eukaryota; Metazoa; Chordata; Mammalia; Chiroptera; Vespertilionidae
Gene: VPS13C
Product: vacuolar protein sorting 13 homolog C (S. cerevisiae)
Exons: 85
Coding region: 1-11067 (3688 amino acids)
Biological process (GO): protein targeting to vacuole; protein retention in Golgi apparatus; mitochondrion organization
Cellular component (GO): extrinsic component of membrane
Source: RefSeq, a predicted model, not a curated record
AUGGCGAUCGCUGGACGCAGGCCAGCUGGCAACCCCCACUGGCUUUCCGAUGACGAUCACCGGCCAAAGGCGGCCAUUACCCACCCCCCACAUCUUGCCUGCCGCCUGGGUAAUGUGGCUUUAGAUAAUCUAAAGAUAAAAGAAAAUGCUCUGAGUGAAUUGGAUGUUCCUUUUAAAGUCAAGGCUGGCCAAAUCAAUAAAUUAACUUUGAAGAUUCCUUGGAAGAAUCUUUAUGGAGAAGCAGUUGUUGCGACUCUGGAAGGAUUAUACCUGCUUGUUGUUCCUGGAGCAAGUAUUAAAUAUGAUGCUGAAAAAGAAGAAAAGUCUUUGCAAGAUAUUAAACAGAAAGAGCUCUCCCGAAUUGAAGAAGCCCUUCAAAAGGCAGCAGAGAAAGGCGCACAAUCAGGGGAGUUCAUAUAUGGCUUGGAAAACUUUGUUUACAAGGACAUCAAGCCUGGACGUAAGCGUAAAAAGCACAAAAAACAUUUUAAGAAACCUUUUAAAGGUCUUGAUCGCUCAAAAGAUAAACCAAAAGAAGCCAAAAAGGAUACAUUUUUGGAAAAAUUGGCAACUCAAGUAAUUAAAAAUGUACAAGUAAAAAUCACAGACAUUCAUAUUAAAUAUGAAGAUGAUGUUACUGAUCCAAAGCGGCCCCUUUCAUUUGGUGUCACACUGGGAGAACUUAGUUUGUUGACUGCAAAUGAACACUGGACUCCAUGUGUGUUAAAUGAAGCAGAUAAAAUUAUAUACAAGCUUGUCCGACUUGAUAGCCUUAGUGCCUACUGGAACGUAAACUGCAGCAUGUCUUACCAGGGAUCAAGGGAACAGAUCUUGGAUCAUCUGAAAAGUGAAAUUCUUACAAGCAAUGAUAUUCUACCAAGCCAUCAAUACAUUUUCCAGCCAAUAUCAGCCUCUGCAAAACUCUACAUGAAUCCUUAUGCAGAAACAGAGCUCAAAACACCCAAACUUGAUGGGAACAUAGAAGUACAAAAUAUUGCCAUCGAACUGACCAAACCUCAGUACUUAAGUAUGAUUGACCUUUUGGAGUCAGUGGAUUACAUGGUUAGAAAUGCCCCUUACAGGAAAUAUAAACCUUAUGUACCACUUCAUACCAAUGGUCGACAAUGGUGGAAAUAUGCAAUUGAUUCAAUUCUUGAAGUUCAUAUAAGAAGGUGUACACAUAUGUGGUCAUGGAGUAACAUAAAAAAUCACAGGCAAUUGCUCAAGAGUUAUAAAUGUGCCUACAAAACCAAACUGACCCAGACUAAAGUCCCAGAAGAAAUACAGAAACAAAUUCAGGAUUUGGAGAAGACUCUAGAUGUUUUUAACAUAAUUUUAGCAAGGCAACAAGCACAAGUUGAGGUGAUUCGGUCCGGGCAGAAAUUAAAGAACAAGUCUACUGAUGCAGGCGAGAAACGUGGAGGCUGGUUUAGUGGGUUUUGGGGUAAGAAGGAAAGUAAGAAAAAAGAUGAAGAAUCUUUGAUUCCUGAAACUAUUGAUGACCUUAUGACUCCAGAGGAAAAAGAUAAGUUCUUCACAGCUAUUGGUUAUAGUGAGAGCACCCACAACCUAACUUUACCCAAACAGUAUGUUGCUCAUAUAAUGACACUGAAAUUAGUAAGCACGUCUAUUACAAUAAGAGAAAACAAAAAUAUUCCAGAAAUACUAAAAAUUCAGAUAAUUGGUCUGGGCACCAAAGUAUCUCAGCGACCAGGAGCACAAGCACUUAAGGUGGAAGCAAAAUUAGAACACUGGUAUAUAACAGGUCUGAAACAGCAGGAUACUGUUCCAUCACUUGUGGCUUCAAUUGGUGAUACUGCAUCAUCUUUGCUUAAAAUUGAAUUUGAAACCAAUCCCGAGAAUAGUACUGCUGACCAGACCCUCGUUCUUCAGUCUCAGCCUGUGGAGGUCAUCUAUGAUGCAAAAACCAUUAAUGCAGUGGUUGAAUUCUUUCAAUCAAAUAAGGGAUUAGAUCUUGAGCAAAUAACAUCAGCUACAUUGAUGAAGCUGGAAGAAAUUAAAGAGAGAACAGCUACAGGACUUACACAUAUUAUUGAAACUCGAAAAGUCCUUGAUUUAAAGAUAAAUCUGAAGCCUUCUUAUCUCAUAGUUCCACACACAGGCUUCUACCACAAAAAGUCAAAUCUUCUCAUUUUAGAUUUUGGUACAUUUCAGCUUAACAGUAAAGAUCAAGGCUUGCAGAAGAAUGGUAAUUCAUCUCUGGAGGAAAUAAUGGAUAAGGCAUAUGACAAGUUUGAUGUUGAAAUAAAAAGUGUACAACUACUCUUUGCAAGAGCAGAGGAAAACUGGAAAAAGUGUCGAUUUCAGCAUCCAUCAACUAUGCAUAUUUUGCAACCCAUGGAUAUUCAUGUUGAGUUGGCCAAGGCAAUGGUGGAAAAAGACAUUAGAAUGGCCAGAUUUAAAGUAUCAGGAGGGCUUCCUUUGAUGCAUGUGAGAAUUUCUGACCAGAAGAUGAAAAAUGUGCUAUGUUUGAUUAACAGUAUACCCUUGCCACAGAAAUCAUCUGUACAGUCUCCUGAGAGACAGGUAUCCUCCAUUCCUGUUAUUUCAGAUAGGACAAAAGACCUACUUGGUACAUCACUGUUGCUAGAUGGAGUGGAAUCAGAGUCUGAUGAUGAGUAUUUUGAUGCUGAAGAUGGAGACAUACAGACUGGUAAAAGUAUGAAAGGAUCAGAACGAAAAAAAGUUGCAGAGGCUCCAAAUGAGGAGCUCAUUAAUCUUCUACUAAAGUUUGAAAUUAAAGAGGUGAUUUUGGAAUUUACCAAACAACAGAAAGAAGAAGAUACAAUUCUAGUAUUUAAUGUUACUCAGUUAGGAACAGAGGCUACAGUGAGAACAUUUGAUUUAACUGCAGUAUCUUACCUGAAGAAAAUCAGCUUGGAUUACCAUGAAAUUCAAGGAUCCAAAAAAAAGCCACUUCACUUGAUUAGCUCUUCUGACAAACCUGGAUUAGAUCUUUUAAAAGUGGAGUAUAUUAAGGCUGAUAAGAAUGGACCUAGUUUUCAAACUACUUUUGAAAAAACUGAACAAACAGUUAAGGUGGCUUUUUCAUCUUUAAACCUGUUGCUGCAAACACAAGCUCUUCUCUCUUCUAUUAAUUACCUGACAACCAUUAUUCCAUCAGAUGGCCAUAAGAUGGGUGAUGCCAAGGAAGUACAAAUUUCAACUGAAAAGCAACAAAAAAAUUCAGCUCUGCAGAAAGUGAUUGUAUCCUCUAAGGAUAGUGACAUUAUUGACUUCAGGCUGUUUGCCAAGUUGAAUGCUUUCUGUAUCAAUGUUUGUGAAGAGAAGAACAAUAUCGCUGAAAUCAAGAUUCAAGGACUCGAUGCCUCUCUUCUUCUUCAGUCAAGAAAACAGUCUCUAUUUGCAAGACUGGAAAAUAUUAUUGUCACAGAUGUUGAACCCAAGACAGUUCAUAAAAAAGUGGUGUCAAUAAUGGGAAAUGAAGUUUUUCGUUUUAAUUUGGAUUUGUAUCCAGAUGCUACUGAGGGAGAUUUCUAUACUGACAUGUCCAAAGUGGAUGGUGUGGUAUCACUGAAUGUUGGCUGCAUUCAGAUUGUCUAUCUUCAUAAAUUCCUCAUGUCAUUCCUGAACUUCCUGAACAAUUUCCAGACAGCCAAAGAGGCUCUGAGUGCUGCCACUGCCCAGGCUGCAGAAAAGGCUGCCACAAGCGUGAAAGAUCUUGCCCAGAGGAGUUUUCGUGUUUCUAUCAAUAUUGAUUUGAAAGCACCAGUUAUUGUCAUCCCACAAUCUUCCAUUUCCACCAAUGCAGUAGUGGUAGAUCUUGGGUUAAUGAGAGUUCAAAAUCAGUUCAGUCUGGUGUCUGGUGAAGACUUCUUAAACCCUCCAGUAAUUGAUAGAAUGGAUGUACAGCUAACAAAGCUUAAACUUUCUAGGACCGUGAUCCAGCCUGGCAUUUCCCAUCCUGAUAUUCAGCUGCUGCACCCAAUUAACUUGGAGUUUUCUGUAAAUAGGAACCUGGCUGCAUCUUGGUACCACAAGGUGCCUGUUGUGGAAAUUAAAGGGCAUCUUGAGUCAAUGAAUGUUAAUCUAAAUCAAGAAGACCUUAAUCUUUUAUUUAGAAUACUUGCAGAAAAUCUUGGUGAGGCUACUGAAGACUUGAAUAAAGUGAAACCAAGAACACAAGAGACAGGUAAGAGGCUCACAGUUGUGCUUACUUUGAUGAAAAAAGCAGAAAAGAAAGGAAGGCCUUUACAUGAACUAAAUGUCCUCCAGCUUGGAGUGGAAGCUAGAGUUAAAACCUAUGACCUAACUGCUAAAGCUUAUCUAAAAAAAAUUAGUAUGCGAUGCUUUGAGUUUACUGACUCUAAAGGAGAACCUCUUCAUAUUAUUAACUCUUCUAAUGUAACUGAUGAACCCCUUCUGAAAAUGUUAUUGACAAAGGCAGACUGUGAUGGACCGGAAUUUAAAACCAUUCAUGACAAUACCAAACAGAGACUGAAGGUUUCAUUUUCAUCCUUAGACUUAGUACUUCAUUUGGAAGCUUUAUUAUCCCUCAUGGGUUUUUUAUCAUCUGCUGUUCCAUCCUCUGAACCUUCUGAAAAGGAAUCUGAACUGAAGCCACUUGUGGGGGAGUCCAGAAGUCUCAUUGUCAAAGCUGUGUCCAGUAAUACUUCUCAAGAUGAUGUGUUUGACUUAAAGAUCAUGGCUGAAUUAAAUUCAUUUAAUGUCUUUGUCUGUGAUCAGAAGUGUAGCAUUGCAGAUAUUAGAAUACAUGGAAUGGAUGCCUCCAUUUCUGUGAAGCCAAAGCAAACUGACAUGUUUGCCAGACUUCAAGAUAUCAUUGUCACCAAUGUAGAUUUGAUGUCUAUUCACAAAAAGGCUGUCUCUAUUUUGGGAGAUGAAGUCUUUAGGUUCCAAAUGACUCUUUAUCCAGAUGCCACAGAAGGAAAGGCCUAUGCCGAUAUGUCUAAAGUAGAUGGCAAACUUAGUCUCAAAGUGGGCUGUAUUCAAAUUGUUUAUGUUCAUAAAUUCUUCAUGUCUCUUCUGAACUUUCUCAACAAUUUCCAAACUGCCAAAGAAGCUUUGAGUGCAGCCACGGUACAGGCUGCAGAAAGAGCUGCUUCUAGCAUGAAAGACUUGGCUCAGAAGAGUUUCCGCCUUUUGAUGGAUAUCAAUUUGAAAGCACCAGUUAUUAUCAUUCCUCAGUCUUCAGUAUCACCUAAUGCUGUGAUAGCCGACCUGGGUUUAAUCAGAGUGGAAAACAAAUUUAGCUUAGUUCCUAUGGAACAUUCUUCUCUUCCCCCAGUGAUUGACAAAAUGAACAUCCAACUCACUCAGUUGAAACUCUCCAGAACUAUCUUGCAGGCUGACUUACCACAAUAUGACAUUGAAAUUUUAAAACCAGUCAACAUGCUUUUGUCUAUACAGCGAAAUUUAGCAGCAACAUGGUAUGUGCAAAUUCCAGGGAUGGAGAUUAAAGGAAAACUGAAACCUAUGCAGGUUGCUCUCAGUGAAGAUGAUUUAACAGUUUUAAUGAAAAUUUUGCUGGAAAAUCUUGGGGAAGCUUCUUCACAGCCAAGCCCUACACAGUCUACCCAGGAGGCUGUAAGAGUAAGAAAAGAUGUUUUGAGUGGACCUGACCACCUCAAAGAACAAGAUUUGGCAGACACACAGCUUUCUGUGGAUCAGAGUGUCACUCUGCAAUUUGACUUUCACUUUGAAUCUCUUUCCAUUGUUCUUUAUAACAAUGAUACCAACCAGGAAUCCAAACUUUCAUUUCAUAAUGACAGUUUCCGCCUUGGUGAACUCAGACUACAUUUUAUGGCCUCCUCAGGGAAGAUGUUUAAGGAUAGUUCCAUGAAUGUGGGCAUUAAACUUAAGACAUGUACCCUUGAUGAUCUCAGAGAAGGCAUUGAGAGAGCAACAUCAAGAAUGAUUGAUAGGAAGAACGACCAAGAUAACAACAGUUCUAUGAUUGAUAUAAGUUACAAACAAGGCAAAGAUGGAAGAAGUCAUCUUGAUGCUGUUCUUGACAAGCUGUAUGUAUGUGCCAGUGUGGAAUUUCUGAUGACUGUGGCAGAUUUCUUUAUCAAAGCGAUGCCUCAGAGUCCAGAAAAUAUGGCAAAAGAAGUACAGAUUCCACUGCGACAGACUUCUACAGCAAAACUCAAGAUAGAAAAAGAUGACUCUGUGAGACCAAAUAUGACUUUAAAGGCCAGGGUCACAGAUCCAGAAGUGGUAUUUGUUGCCAACCUGACAAAGGCAGAUGCUCCUGCUCUGACAGCCUCAUUCCAGUGUGACCUCUCUCUGUCAACAUCCAAACUCGAACAGAUGAUGGAGGCUUCUGUGAGAGACCUUAAAGUGCUUGCUUGCCCUUUUCUCAGAGAAAAGAGAGGAAAAAACAUUACCACAGUCUUACAGCCCUGUUCUCUAUUUAUGGAAAAAUGUGCAUGGGUUUCAGGAAAACAAAAUAUAAAUAUUGUAGUUGGAGAAUUUAUAAUUAAGAUUUCACCCAUAAUUCUUAAUACUGUGAUGACAAUCAUGGCCGCUUUGUCUCCAAAGACAAAAGAAGAUGAAUUCAAAGAUACAUCUAAGGAAACAGGAAAUCUUUGGGGUGUCAAAUCUAUUAGUGAUUAUAACUCUUGGUUUCUUGGUGUUGACAUGGCAACAGAAAUAACAGAAAAUUUCAGAGGUGCUGAACAGCCAUUGAUAGAGGAAAAUUGUGCUGUUGCUGUAGAGUCAGUUCAAGUUACCUUAGAAUGUGGACUUGGUCAUCAAACUGUACCUUUAUUAUUGGCGGAGUCAAAAUUUUCAGGAAAUAUAAAAAAUUGGACUUCCUUCAUGGCUGCUUCUGCUGACAUGACACUAGAGGUUCACUAUUACAAUGAAACCCAUGCUGUCUGGGAGCCACUGAUUGAGAGAGUGGAGGGANNGAGACAAUGGAAUUUAAGGCUUGAUGUAAAGAAGAAUCCAGUCCAGGAUAAAAGUUUGAUGCCCGGAGAUGAUUUUAUUUUUCUUCCUGAGCCACAAACAGCAGUUCAUAUUUCUUCAGGAGAUACAAUGAAUAUAACAAUAUCCAAAAGUUGUCUCAAUGUUUUCAAUAAUUUAGCAAAGGGUUUUUCAGAAGGCACUGCUUCUACUUUUGACUACUCUUUAAAAGACAAGCCUCCUUUUACAAUAAAAAAUGCUUUAGGUGUUCCCACUAAGGUGCAGCCCAAUCAUAAUCUCAGAGUAAUGGGCUCCCCUGAGAAAAGUGAUAUUUAUGAUGUUCAUGCUGGUCAGAAUUUGGAAUUGGAAUAUGCCAGCAGGGAACCUUCAUGUCAAGGGAAACUAUCUAUAUUGAGCCGCCAAGAAAGCUCCUUCUUCACCCUGACUUUUGUACCUCAUGGAUAUACAGAAGUUGCAAAAGUCCCUAUUGUCAGACCUGGUCGGCAGUUGUACAAUGUACGGAAUCCCAAUGCCAGUCAUUCUGAUUCAGUCUUGGUACAAAUUGAUGCAACUGAAGGGAAUAAAGUGAUCACCCUUCGCUCUCCUCUUCAGAUUAAAAACCAUUUCUCUAUUGCAUUCAUCAUCUAUAAAUCUGUUAAAAAUGUUAAGUUAUUGGAGCGCAUUGGAGUAGCAAGACCUGAAGAGGAGUUCCAUGUUCCUUUAGAUUCGUAUAGAUGUCAAUUAUUUAUUCAACCAGCUGGUGUCUUAGAGACUCAAUACAGAGAAUCUACCACUUACAUUUCCUGGAAGGAAGAACUUCACAGGAGCAGGGAAGUGAGAUGCAUGCUGCAGUGUCCAUCAGUAGAAGUCAACUUCUUACCUCUCAUAGUCAAUACAGUUGCUCUGCCUGAUGAAUUAAGCUAUAUAUGUACACAUGGGGAAGACUGGGAUCCGGCUUACAUUAUUCAUCUUUACCCUACCCUCACUUUGCGGAAUCUUCUCCCAUAUUCCCUAAAAUAUUUACUUGAGGGAACAGCAGAAACUCAUGAGCUAGCAGAAGGCAGUGCUGCUGAUGUUCUACAUUCAAGAAUAAGUGGAGAAAUAAUGGAAUUAGUUCUGGUGAAAUAUCAGGGCAAAAACUGGAGUGGACAUUUCCGUAUACAUGAUACACUUCCGGAAUUCUUUCUUGUGUGUUUUUCUUCUGACUCCACAGAAGUGAUGACAGUCGACCUGUCAAUACAUGUCAGAAGAAUUGGCAUUCGGAUGGUGCUAUCUGUCUUUAGUCCCUACUGGCUAAUCAACAAGACUUCUCGGGUUCUCCAAUAUCGUUCAGAAGAUAUUCAUGUGAAACAUCCAGCUGAUUUUAGGGAUAUUAUUUUAUUCUCUUUCAAGAAGAAGAACAUUUUUAGUAAAAAUAAGGUGUGUUUUUGUCUCGAGACUUUUAAGGAAUACAUAGUUGGUGUUAGCAUCAAAAUGAGUAGUUUUAAUCUUACACGAAUAGUUACUCUGACUCCCUUUUGUACCAUUGCAAAUAAGUCCUCAUUAGAACUAGAAGUUGGUGAAAUUGCACCUGAUGGCUCCAUGCCGACUAAUAAGUGGAACUAUAUUGCUUCUUCAGAGUGUCUUCCAUUUUGGCCUGAAAAUUUGUCAGGCAAACUUUGUGUGAGAGUAGUAGGCUGUGAAGGAUCCUCCAAACCAUUCUUUUAUAACCGACAGGAUAAUGGCACUCUAUUGAGCUUAGAAGAUCUGAAUGGAGGUAUCUUGGUGGAUGUAAACACUGCUGAACAUUCAACGGUCAUAACCUUCUCUGAUUACCAUGAAGGAUCUGCACCUGCUCUGAUAAUAAACCAUACACCCUGGGACAUCCUCACAUAUAAACAGAGUGGGUUACAGGAAGAAGUGAAAUUGCUGCCAAGACAAGCUCGACUUUUUGCCUGGGCUGACCCUACUGGUACCAGAAAACUUACAUGGAGAUAUGCAGCAAAUAUUGGGCAACAUGAUCUAUUAAAGGAUGAAUGUGGACAGUUUCCAUAUGAUGCAAACAUCCAGAUACACUGGGUGUCGUUCCUGGACGGGCGCCAGAGAGUUUUGCUUUUCACUGAUGAUGUUGCCUUGGUUUCCAAAGCACUGCAGGCAGAAGAAAUGGAGCACGCUGAUCAUGAAAUAACCUUUUCUCUUCAUAGUCUUGGGCUUUCCCUGGUUAACAAUGAAAAGAAGCAAGAAGUUUCAUAUAUUGGGAUAACCAGUUCUGGUGUUGUUUGGGAGAUGAAACCAAAACAGAAAUGGAAGCCUUUUAGUCAAAAGCACAUAAUGUUACUGGAACAAUCCUAUAAGAAAUAUCAAGCAGCAAAACAACAUGGCUGGAUCAAACUAGACAAUAAUUUUGAGGUCAAUUUUGAUAAAACUCCAAUGGAAAUGCGCCUCCCUGUUCCGUGCCCUAUAAAGCGGGAUUUUUUAUCAGGAAUUCAAAUUGAAUUUAAGCAGUCUCCCCACCAGAGAAGUUUGAGGGCCAGAUUGUAUUGGCUUCAGGUUGAUAACCAGUUACCAGGGACAAUGUUCCCUGUUGUGUUUCAUCCUGUGGCCCCUCCAAAAUCUAUUGCUUUGGAUUCAGAACCCAAACCUUUCAUUGAUGUGAGUGUCAUCACAAGAUUUAAUGAGUACAGUAAAGUCUUACAGUUUAAGUAUUUUAUGGUCCUCAUUCAGGAAAUGGCCUUAAAAGUUGAUCAGGGCUUUCUGGGAGCUAUAAUUGCGUUGUUUACACCAGCAACUGACCCUGAAGCUGAAAGAAAACGGACAAAGUUAAUCCAGCAAGAUAUUGAUGCCCUAAACACAGAAUUAAUGGAGACUUCAAUGACCGAUAUGUCAGUUCUUAGUUUCUUUGAACAUUUCCAUAUUUCCCCUGUUAAGUUACAUUUGAGUCUGUCUUUGGGUUCUGGAGGUGAAGAAUCAGACAAAGAAAAACAAGAAAUGAUUGCAAUUCAUUCCAUCAAUUUGCUAUUGAAAAGCAUAGGUGCUACUUUGACUGAUGUGGAUGAUCUUAUAUUUAAACUUGCUUAUUAUGAAAUUCGAUAUCAGUUUUAUAAAAGAGAUCAGCUCAUGUGGAGUGUUGUUAGACAUUACAGUGAACAGUUCUUGAAACAGAUGUAUGUCCUUGUAUUAGGCUUGGAUGUGCUUGGAAACCCGUUUGGAUUACUUAGAGGUCUGUCUGAAGGAGUUGAAGCUUUGUUCUAUGAACCCUUCCAGGGUGCUGUACAAGGCCCUGAAGAAUUUGCUGAGGGGUUAGUGAUUGGGGUAAGAAGUCUCUUUGGACACACAGUAGGUGGUGCAGCAGGAGUUGUAUCUCGAAUCACCGGUUCUGUUGGAAAAGGUUUGGCAGCAAUUACAUUGGACAAGGAAUAUCAGCAAAAAAGAAGAGAAGAGAUGGGUCGACAACCUAAAGAUUUUGGAGACAGCUUGGCCAGAGGAGGAAAGGGCUUCCUGCGUGGAGUUGUUGGUGGAGUGACUGGAAUAAUAACAAAACCUAUGGAAGGUGCCAAAAAGGAAGGAGCUGCUGGAUUCUUUAAAGGAAUUGGAAAAGGGCUUGUGGGUGCUGUGGCUGGUCCCACUGGAGGAAUCAUAGAUAUGGCCAGCAGUACCUUCCAGGGAAUUCAGAGGGCAGCAGAGUCAACUGAGGAAGUGUCCAGACUCCGUCCCCCUCGCCUGAUCCAUGAAGACGGCAUCAUUCGCCCCUACGACAGACAGGAAUCCGAGGGCUAUGAUUUAUAUGAGAAUCAUGUCAAAAAGUUAGAAGGAGAGAUGUAUCGAUAUCAUUGCGCUAUUUCUGGAAGCAAGAGGACAGUCCUUAUGAUUACAAAUAGGCGAGUGGUGUGUAUAAAGGAGGUUGAAAUUCUUGGCCUUAUGUGCAUAGACUGGCAGUGUCUGUUUGAAGAUUUUGUAUUUCCUCCGAGUGUCAAUGGGAACCUGCUAAACAUUUCAGUUAAGGAUCAGAGUAUGUUCCACAAAAAAGAUAGUGCCAAUCAAUCCUGUCUCCGGAAAAUUUACCUACUGGAUACCACCACAGCAGAGAGAGCAUGUCAUGCCAUUGAGGAUGCACAGUCCAUGAGACACCAACAAAACUUGAGGAAGCAGUCAUCACUGAAACUUCUCAGGCCCUAAGUACCUUGUAAUCACAGAUCCUAGGGCUGCUCCUGGGAGAAAAUCAGUCAUGUCUGUGAACCACCCUUCUUUAUCUUACCAAAGAGAACAUUUUAAGCAAUCCUUUAGUUGUAGACUUUUUUUUGUAGAAUAGCUGGAUACUUGGUUUUUCAUGUUUUUUUCCUUUGGUUUUGACUCUAAUUUUGUAGCCAUGUGUAUGUUAAUAAUCCACUCUACAGUGCUACAAAUGGGUCAGACCCUUAAAGAAAUAUCACUUCCAACUGAGUGAAAUUUCCAUUAAUGUUAAUAUUGUGAAUCAAAUGGUAAUAGACUUGUUUUUAAUUAAAGCCUUUACUCGAGAAUAAGAAAGGAGCUCAGAUUCAGAUUGUUAUUUGAGAGGUUUUGGACAAACCUUUGGACAAAUAUUGAAUACUUUGUUCAGUAACUGAACUAACAUUUUUGGUAAAUGCGGCAAUUGACUGAAGAGAAGCCACUAAAGGGAGACAUGAUGUUUCCUUUUUUUUUUUCCCUCAUGAAAAACAUUGUUCUCCUAAUAAAAAUGUUUGGUUUGGUGCUUAUUUUCCCUCCUUGCAUUGCAAUAUUAAGACAUGAAAAAUCAAAACUUAAAAUAUCAAUGCUCUGCUCUCUAUAAUGUACCAUUUACAAAAUUUUGGAAAUUAUUUUCAUGUCCUUUCAAGAUGAAUUUAUAUGGCACAACUAUAAUUUGCUGAUACAUGAAACUAUUGCACUUUAAGUUUUAAAGAUUUAGAAGUAUGAAAAGUUUCAUAGUUUUAUAUCUCCAGAAAUUGUUUUUCAUAAGUUGAAAGAUUUUUAAGGGCAUUAUAAAUGAACAGUUAUAAUGCAUGCCUAGAAAUUUAUUUUAAAUACUUAAUAGGAAGAAUGAAAAACCUCUAGUUGCUUUAUGUAUAAGCAAAAUAAGGCAUAUAUAACAACCCUGGAAAAUAAGUGGUAGAUACGUGUUUUGAGGGGGCAGGCCUAUGAGGAUCAAUUCAGUCUACAGUAUUUUUUUGUUUUUUCUGCAUCUUGCUUAUGCUGAUUAAAGAUAUACUGCCUACUAAAGCUUUUUAAAUUCUCAAAAGUACUUAAUUUCCUUGGAUGAAUCUUUAAAUUUGCUCAUGGUUUUUAACAUGGCAUUUAUUUCAAAUCACUGAAUUGAUGAUGAAAUGAAGAUAUGAACACACUUGGUUUGUUCUGUUUUUGUUGGCAUAUGGUAAUGUUUUUACUAUCUUUAUUCAUGUUUUUUUAAAAACUGGCCUUAAAGCGCUAAAAAAUUUUUUCUAGUUAUUAUUUACUGCAGAUUCCAAAAAAGAGGAGGUAAUAACUGAUUCCCUAAAUAUUUGACCUUUGAUAAAGUAUGGUGAUCUUUGCUCUCUUUUCAACAUCUUUCUUUUUUUCUGUGAAGAAAAGUAUCAUUUAUAAAACUUCUAGGAUUAAACAGAAUUCAUCAGUAGUUAAUUGCAGUUUAAGAAAAGAGCGUUACAAACAAUUUCAUAACAGGUGUGCUGUAUUUUGUGUUUUACAACUGACUUAAUCAGGAAUCUGAUAUAUCUAUUUUUCAUAUGAAUCAUAGUUAUUGACAAUGCCCUAAAUAUUUAAGAAAUUUUAUUGUACUAAUGGCAUGUACAAAACAUUGAACUAAGGAAAUAUUAUGAAUUCCUCAUCUCAAGUUGGCUUAAAAAUAAAUUUUCAAAUAUUGGUAA